UACCACUCUUGGACACCCAGUCUUUAAUUUUCGCUUCGUACUGCACUUUCCCUUAGUGAUAUGUUCAAGUCGGUCGACGUUUUCUCGAAGGUGCUACAAACCUGUGCCCUGAGUUUUUUGCUGAAGAAUUCCGCUUUGCAGAGUACAAGGUUUUUCGGGGUGCAAGCUGAAGCGAUGCACUUCAGAACUUUUAGGGAUGGUUACAAAAUUCCCGUGCCUGGCUAUGGCACCUGGCAGGCCACCGAUGCAGAGCUAGAAAAUGCAGUGGAUUCGGCACUCGAAGCUGGUUACAGACACAUCGAUACAGCCACAGUGUACGAUAAUGAAAAAGUUAUCGGAAAAGUUUUGAACCGAUGGCUCACGGCUGGAAAACUUAACAGAAGCGAUUUGUUUAUUGUCACCAAAUUGCCCCCGUCUGGUAUGAGGGCCGAGCAUGUGGAGCAUUUCAUUAAAAGGUCGUUAAAGGAUCUACAGCUCGAUUAUUUGGACCUCUAUUUAAUCCACGUGCCGUUCGGGUUUAACUACAAGGGAGAAGAUCUUCAUCCACAUUCUGCUGAUGGAAAUAUUGAUCUGGAUCUUACCACCGAUCAUAUAUCCGUUUGGAAAAAAAUGGAAGAAAUGAAGCAAAAAAACCUGACAAAAUCCAUUGGUGUCUCUAAUUUCAACAUGUCCCAAGUACAAAGGAUUUUGGACAACUGCAAAAUCCCACCAAGCAAUUUACAAAUCGAAUGUAAUGCUUACAACCAACAAAAAGAAAUGGUCGAAUUUUGCAAGAAAAAUGACAUAGUAGUAACAGCAUAUUCCCCAUUGGGAUCUCCUGGAUUGGGAAAAUUUUUAUCCCAAUUCGGAGUGAAUCAAACUAUUCCAGAUAUACUCAACAACCCGGUGGUAGUGGAAAUCGCCAAAAAUCACAACAAAAAAGCCGCCCAGGUGCUUUUAAAGCACGCCGAUCAAAGAGGGCUAGUUACCAUUCCAAAAAGCACCAAUCCAGAGAGGCUAAGACAAAACAUAGACAUCUUUGAUUUUACAUUAACUGAAGAAGAAAUGUCUAAACUCAAUGCUUUGGAUAAAAAGGCAAGAAUUCUUGAUUUUUCUGCUUUUAAAGGGGUUAAGGUCCAUCCUGAAUAUCCAUUUAAGGAUUCUCUAUAAGUUUAGGUCCAUCCUGAAAAUCCAUUUAAGGAUUCUUUAUAAGUUUAUGUCUAAUAAUUUUAAUUUUUAAAGUAAAAAUGUUAAUAGAAUUGGUUUUUAAUAAAGUUUAAUUUUUAAUUUAAUUUUUUAUUAACAAAAUGCAAAAAAGAAAGUAUUAGCCUUUGUUUUUGAGAU
Brassicogethes aeneus is the source of this 1323-nucleotide messenger RNA. NCBI's taxonomy places the organism in Eukaryota, Metazoa, Arthropoda, Insecta, Coleoptera, Nitidulidae. The record is from the annotation of a GenBank genome assembly.